AUGGAUGAUGAGCCAAGGGUUAGUGUCAGGUCAAAGUACUACAGCAGGUCCAUCUCCUUCAACCACAACUGCUGCAGCCUCAUCUACGACUGGAUCUUCAGGCUCAACCACAGCUAUGGCCCCCACUACAGCUAUGUCUUCAGCAGCUCCAUCUUCGAGUUCAGCUCCAGUUAUAGUCCUUACAACGGCAUCUCCAACAUCAGCUGCUGUUACGGUCACCCCAACAGCAGCUCCAAGUUCAACUACACCUACAGUCACCACAACAGCAUCGCCAAGUUCAACUACACCUGCACAUCGCCAAGUUCAACUACACCUGCAGUCACCACAACAGCAUCGUCAAGUGCAACUAUGACUACAGCCUUAACAGCAACAUCUUCACCUUCAGCUACGUCUACUUCAACUACAAGUGGUUCAACUACAACUGUCUCUACACAUUCAACUACAACCACCUCUACAGUUUCAGCUACAACCACCUCUACAGUUUCAAUUACAACUACGUCUGCAAGUUCAACUACAACUCCAGCUCCUCCAGCCGCAAGUUCGACUACAACUACUGUCAGUAUAGCACCUCCCUCUGGUUCAUCCACUCUUGCACCUUCAAGUUCAACUAGAACAUCAACUGCUGCAACAGCAUCUACUACUACAACUGCAAACAGCACAGUUUCCCCAGGCUCGAAUACAAAUACCACAAAGGACAUGUCCACAAACUCGACCGGCAACAUGACCACUGCAGGCAACUUCACCAGUAUGAUAUCCUGCCGGGCCUUUACCUGCAACGCCUCUGCGUGUUACACUGUGUUCAUGAACCAGACUGCCAGCCCCUGUGCUGCUGAGGUCUCUUUCUGUGAGCUGAGGCGGCAGGCGGACAUGAGUUACUCCGUGGGCUGCGGAGCGAACUGCAGCUGGUCCUCCGAGCGCUGUGUGAAUCAGACUCAGGCAGGCUGCACCGUGGAUUGCUGCAACAGCACCGGCUGCCUCAACUCCACCCUCUACUCCAUGGUCCCAACGACAGGUACCACCCCUCUGCUCAGAGAGCCCACGGGGGGCGGCUCCUACGACUACAAAACCCACUACCACAACGACCACUACCACAACUCCCGCAAACAAUGUAAGGGCAAGAAAUGUCACAAACUGACGUGCACCGGGGAGAAGUGCUACCAAGCAGACAGCCAGAAGGGACUGGUGGUGCUGUGUCCAAAUGGCCAGGACUACUGCCAUCUGAAGAAGACGGUGUCGUUGGCAGUCAUGACGUGGACAGCGGGCUGCAGUGGAAACUGCAUGUCACAGACGGUGUGCACGUCCACGGCGGUGGACUGCUACCAGGAGUGCUGCAACGCCACCACGACGGCCUCCUGCCUGAAGCUGGACGGGACUCUGAACAUGCCCAACUCGGCCCCCGGCCCCCGCUCCCUCCUGGCGCUGAUGACCUCCUCUCUGCUGGUCUGGCUGCUCUUCCUCCAGUAG
Molecule: messenger RNA, 1464 nt
Organism: Megalops cyprinoides (Indo-Pacific tarpon)
Lineage: Eukaryota; Metazoa; Chordata; Actinopteri; Elopiformes; Megalopidae
Exons: 9
Coding region: 1-1464 (487 amino acids)
Source: RefSeq, a predicted model, not a curated record